Pistacia vera is the source of this 1031-nucleotide messenger RNA. RefSeq names its product ras-related protein RABD2a. The coding region runs from base 178 to 789 and encodes 203 amino acids. The transcript is spliced from 8 exons. The record is from RefSeq and is a predicted model, not a curated record. Lineage: Eukaryota; Viridiplantae; Streptophyta; Magnoliopsida; Sapindales; Anacardiaceae. Gene Ontology annotation, molecular function: GTP binding; GTPase activity.
AAUUGAAUGUCCUCUAUCUUCCCUCGGCUGCCCUUUACUUGUAAUUUCCUCUUGUCUUAUCUUCUCUUUUGUUGACGAGUUUAUUUUUCCCGGCGAAAUUCGGAUUGCGAGAUCUCGUCCGACUCACCAUCGGGCUGCUUCCACUCCUCUUUUUCUCUCUGUACGCACGCAAUAAUAAUGAAUCCCGAGUACGAUUAUCUGUUUAAGCUUCUGCUUAUUGGAGAUUCUGGUGUUGGAAAAUCAUGUCUUCUCUUGAGAUUUGCUGAUGAUUCAUAUAUUGACAGUUACAUCAGCACAAUAGGAGUCGAUUUUAAAAUACGCACUGUGGAGCAAGAUGGGAAGACCGUUAAACUUCAAAUAUGGGACACUGCUGGGCAAGAACGAUUUAGGACAAUCACCAGUAGCUACUACCGUGGGGCACAUGGUAUCAUUAUUGUUUAUGAUGUAACGGACCAAGAGAGCUUUAAUAAUGUCAAGCAGUGGCUAAGUGAAAUUGAUCGCUAUGCUAGUGAUAGUGUCAACAAACUUCUGGUUGGAAACAAGUGUGAUCUCACUUCUAAUAAAGUUGUGUCAUAUGAAACAGCUAAGGCAUUUGCAGAUGAAAUUGGAAUACCUUUCAUGGAAACCAGUGCAAAAGAUUCUACAAAUGUAGAACAAGCUUUCAUGGCCAUGGCUGCUGCAAUCAAGGAUAGAAUGGCAAGUCAACCAGCCAUGAACAAUGCAAGACCUCCAACGGUAGAGAUCCGAGGUCAGCCUGUUGCGCAGAACAGUGGCUGCUGCUCCUCUUAAGUAUCAAUGUAUUAAUAACUUCAGUUUGCUCUAGUCUGCUGGAUGUUGUGGUGUGUAAGAUUACACUUAUCUUUUAGUCGUUUGAAUUGAAAACAUGUAUCUUCUGGACCUACAUUAAAAACAGGUCUCCUUAAUGAUUUUAAAACCAAUGCUUGGAGGAUCGCAUUCUUUCUACACACUUGUUUAUGAAGGCUUGUACAAAGUAGAAAUGCCAAUGAAUGUUAGUCUUCUUCGUUCUGUCA